AUGGACGACAACAUUGCCAGCUUCACAAGCAUCACGGGCGCCGACCCCCAGCGCGCCGCCCAGUACCUGCAGCUCACCGACAACAACCUGGAACAGGCCAUCCAGCUGUUCUUCGACAGCCCAAACUUGGACCUCGGCGCUGGUUCCGCACACCCCUCCUCGUCCGCUGCCGGCGCGCGUGCCGACGAGCCCAUCAACAUCGACUCCGACGACGAUGACGACGAUGCCGCCGAGGACGCUUCCCGACCCGGCCACAGCGUCGAGGAUGACGAGGCCAUGGCUCGCCGCCUGCAGGAAGAAAUGUACGGCGCUGGCGGGCGUGACGCAGACGCCGAUGUGCGCGCCCCGAUGGCGCGGACCACCGAGACGUUGGUCGGGCCCGGCGGAGGCUACGAUGAGGAUGACAUGCACACUGCCAUCAUGUCUCAGAUGGCUGCCCGGCGGAGACCGCCUGGUGAGUUGCGGGCCAAGGAGCGCCGUGCCACAGUUCCUCUCUUUGCUAACUUCGCUGCCAAUUCGCGUCUAGGCCGUGCCGGCAUCUUCAACCAGCAAGCCGCCUCCCCCUCCGUCUGGGAGAGCGAGGGCGAUCCCACCGAGCGCCGCCGCGACCUCGCCACCUCCACCGGCGGGGCUUCUGAAGCCUCGUCAAAGUCCAGUCUUCUCGCCGAGAUGUACCGCCCUCCCUUCGAGAUCAUGUGCCGCCUGCCGUGGGACGAAGUGCGGGACCAAGGGAAGGAGGACUUGAAGUGGAUCCUUGUCAAUGUCCAAGAUCCUGCAAUCUUCGACUGUCAGGUUCUGAACCGCGACAUCUGGAAGAACGACCAGAUCAAGGACACCGUCAAGGAGAAUUUCCUUUUCUUGCAGUACAACAAGGAUGACGCGCGCGGCAGCACCUAUGUGAACUACUAUUUCCAGGCGCGUGACAGUGAGGACGCAUAUCCGCACAUCGCCAUCGUGGACCCGCGCACCGGCGAACAAGUGAAGGUGUGGUCAGGCCCACCGGUGCCAAAGCCGAUGGAUUUCCUCAUGCAGCUCCACGAGUUCCUCGACCGCUACAGUCUCAAGGCAAAUGCACGAAACCCCAUCGCCAAACGGAAGCCGGAAAGCAAGAAGAAGGACGUGCACCGCAUGACGGAAGAGGAGAUGCUGGAGAUGGCUCUGCAGCAGAGCAUGGCUGGUAGCAAUGGCGGCGGUCCUCGUGACGAGGAUCCCGAUGAGCUCACCAAGUCCGCUUCAGACAUCAAAGGCAAGAACCGCGCCAGCGAGUCCAUGGACGUCGACGAUCCGUCUGCAGCGAAUGGUGCAAGCGCUGCCGACACGCCUUUCGCAAGGAUCUCAUCCACCAAUCCCCACGAGGAGCCUCCCAAUGACCCCAAGACGACUACGCGCAUCCAGUUUCGCCAUGCCGGUGGCCGCGAAAUUCGCCGUUUCGCACUUGCAGAUUCGGUACGCCGCAUCUAUGAGUGGCUCAAGGCGUCCCCGCUCGAAGAAGGCAAGGCCGGUGCUGAGUUUGAGCUCAACGCUCUCGGUAUGAACCUUAUUGAUCACUUGGACGAGACGAUCGAGGACGUCGGUUUGAAGAUGGGCACCAUUAUGGUGGAGUACGUAUAG
Messenger RNA from Lasiodiplodia theobromae, 1611 nucleotides. RefSeq names its product Ubx domain protein. The transcript has a single exon. Gene Ontology annotation, cellular component: nucleus. Gene Ontology annotation, biological process: proteasome-mediated ubiquitin-dependent protein catabolic process. The record is from RefSeq and is a predicted model, not a curated record. Lineage: Eukaryota; Fungi; Ascomycota; Dothideomycetes; Botryosphaeriales; Botryosphaeriaceae. Bases 1 to 1611 code for a protein of 536 amino acids. Gene Ontology annotation, molecular function: ubiquitin binding.